UUCAGCAUUUGGGGAAAUUUAAGCAUCAUGGCUUAUAAAAUUAAAAGGGACAUGAGGUUAGACCAUGGCUGGUCAUGGAUUGUACUUUUUUCGGCAUUCCUGAUAAUGGUGCUCUCGCAGGGUCUAUCACUGAGCUUGACAGUAUAUUUGGAAGAGUUAAAAUUGGAAUUUGAUGUUGGAUCACGGGAAGCUGGAAUGUUUGCCGGUACUUGCCUGGCGUUCACAACACUUACAAGUCCAGUAGCGAGCUAUGUUUGCAAUAAGAUUGGUUUCCGAGCCACCUUCAUAUUAAGUGGCUUAAUCACAGCACUUUCAGUUAUUUUAAGCUCAGUAACUACCAGCUUUGUUCAGAUGUUUUGCUCUACGACGCUGACAGGAAUCGGUUUAAGUUUUGCUUAUACGCCAUGUUCAGUAAUUAUGGGGUUUUAUUUCCAUAAACGAUAUGUGUUAGCCAAUGGCUUUGUUUUUGCUGGUGUAUAUGCAGGCAUUUUCGCUUUUCCUGUCUUGUUCGAAUAUCUGAAAUCGAUGUAUACAUGGAGAGUUUGUUAUAGAUUAAUUGGUGCUAUAAGUUUACAUAUAUGCGUAGCCGGAACGCUCGUCAUGCCUAUAAGAAGACGUGUCCAACAGACAACCACGGUUGUUAAGGAAAGGGAGAACGGCGAUCAACAGACCACAAGUCGUAGAUCAUCAGUCAAAUAUAAACUGGUGGGCGGAAAAACAAUUGUUUGCUCAAAUGAUCCUCUAUUUGAAGUUAGUAUACCACAUCGUCAAACAGGUGAACAUGAAAAAAUUGUUGCCAAAGAAAAUUUUGAGAAGACACUGCUGUUCGUAGAAACGAGUAUUUGCCCAGAAGAUCAUCCAGAUGAUGUCAGUGUGGUACGACACGAUAAUGAAUCUUUUUAUAAAAACGUUGCCAAAUAUGAUGUAAAGAGAACAGACUUGUUCAUAGAAUCACAUACAUGCUCAGAAGAUCCUCCAAAUGAAGCCAUUAUAGCAAAUGUUGCCAUAAAAAAUGUUGAAGGGAGAGACGGCCCUCCAGAUGAAGUUUGUAUGGCACAUCAACCUGCCGAUGAAUGCUAUGAAAUUAUAGCAAAUGUUGACAAAGUAGAUGUUGGGAGGACAAGUAUGUUUGUAAAAACGGGUAUUUGCAUACAAGAUCCUCCAGAUAAAGUUAGUAUGGCACAUCUACCUGUCGAUGAAUGCUACGAAAAAGAUGUUGCCAAAAAAGAUGUUGGGAGGUUAGAAAUGUUAGUAAAAACGGUUAAUUCCUCAGAGAACUCUCCAGAUCAAUUUAGUGUAGAACAUCAACCAUCCGAUGAUUUUUUUGACCAAGAUAUUUCUAAAGAGAGGACAGACGUGUUUGUAUGCAAAUCAGUAUCAUGUUGGACUCGAUUAUCUAAAAUCACCGAAGUAUUUGAGCUCCGACUAUUUCUCAGUAUCGAUUUUGUUAUCAUGUUUAUAAUCAUGUACGUUUUUUCAGUAGGAUAUAUGGGGACAAUUGUUCACUUUGUAGCAAGGUCAGGGUGGGUUGGCUUCACGUCUACACAGUCUGGGUUUCUAUUGUCCUUAAUGGGUAUCGGAGGUGUAUUUUCACGGAUCACCCACGGAGUCUUCGUCGACAAAAUGCUUAUGAAAGCAACUCAUAUGUAUUUUUUAAGUUUGUUGUCGUCCGGAAUAUUUGUGCUUUCUUUGACAUUUGUGUCAUCAUACAUGUGGAAUCAAGUUAUUUCGAUUUUCAUUGGAAUAUCGUCAGGAACUCUAGCACCGCUAACUCCAGUGAUCAUGAAAAACAUAGUUGGAUUGGAACGAUUCAACAGUGCUUUCGGAUUGUCUCUGGUAGCUUAUGGUCUUGCUGAUUUUACCGGUAGCCUGUUUACGAGUUGGAUUUACGACUUGACCGAAAAUUACGACAAAGCUUUCUACAUGACCAGUGCCUGCCUGCUGUCAGCCUCAUUCCUGAUGAUUAUUGCAAUGAAGAAACAGUAAUGAUAAUGAUAAUGAUAAUAAUAACUAUAAAAAUAAUAAUUGAUAAUAAUAAUAAUAUUAAUAAUAAUAAUGAAUAAAAUUAAUGAAUUCACAAGUGAAAAUUCUUCUGUGCCGCCGUGCCUUAACGGAAUGAACUAUGAUUGAAAAGCAAUAGCAAUAAUAACUAAAACUCCUUGAUAAUUCAACUAAUAAUUAUAGGCCCUAUACGUAGAAAGCUGUAAAGUAUGAAUUGUUACAUUCUAACAGUCUAAUUCUUGUAAUUCUUGUCCAAGUAUUUGUGUGGAUCUAUCUAGAGUACGGUAUUGUAAUAAUUACCAAACAGUAAAACCUGUGCUUUAGUUACUACAGUAAUGUUUUGAUGUGAAUAAAUAUACCAGAAUAUACUAUAUCAGAUUUGAAUUUUCAGUUAAAAUCAUAUAUGGAUAUAAAAUUGAAGGUCCCACAUAAUGACA
This is a messenger RNA of Anneissia japonica, 2438 nucleotides long. RefSeq lists its product as uncharacterized. NCBI's taxonomy places the organism in Eukaryota, Metazoa, Echinodermata, Crinoidea, Comatulida, Comatulidae. Gene Ontology annotation, biological process: transmembrane transport; monocarboxylic acid transport. The record is from RefSeq and is a predicted model, not a curated record. The transcript is spliced from 4 exons. The coding region runs from base 28 to 1986 and encodes 652 amino acids. Gene Ontology annotation, molecular function: monocarboxylic acid transmembrane transporter activity.